AUGGGAAAGCCACCAGCACCAGCAAGAGGCGGAAAGGGCGCAAGGGGAGGUGGAGCUAGUGGCGGUCGAGGCAGAGGACGAGGUGGUCGUGGUGGAGGUCGCAACCUGGCAGAUCGUUAUGCUUCGGCCUUCGACACCGACAAUUGGAGACCCGAUAGCGCUAUUGACGAGCCAAGACGCGGAGGUGCUAGAGGAGGCGAUUCUUCGUCCGAGCAAGACAGCUCAGAUGAUGCGGCCGACAGCGAGCAAGAGGAUUCCGAGACCGGGCCAUCUUCGAGAACAAGAGGCGCGGCGACUGCCUCGAGCGACGACGAAGAGCAAACCGGCUCCAGCGAGGCAGAUGACGACGACAGCGACUUCAACUCUGUCGAUGGAGGCAGCGAUGUUGAAUCAAUAGAUGUCCCGGUCGCCAUGUGGGACUUCAACCACUGCGAUCCCAAACGCUGUUCGGGCAAAAAGCUUUCGCGACUCGGCUUGAUCCAAGAGCUUCGAGUCGGUCAAAAGUUCCGCGGCAUCGUGCUCACUCCAAAUGCUACGCAGACACUCUCCCCCGCUGAUGCGCAUAUCAUAGCCGAGAACGGAGUUGCUGUGGUCGAGUGCAGCUGGGCGCGUCUCGACGAAGUGCCCUUUGGCAAACUCAAGAGUCCCAACGAGCGGCUGCUCCCACACAUGAUCGCCACCAAUCCAGUCAACUACGGCAAGCCUAUGAAGCUUAAUUGCGUCGAAGCGCUCGCUGCUGCUUUCUACGUGUGCUCGAUGCCGGCGCAGGGCAGGUUGCUGCUGUCCAAGUUCGGUUGGGGCGAGCAUUUCCCCAAGAUCAACGCUAGAUGGAUCCGCGCCUACCGUGGCUGUAAGGAUGCCCGCGAGGUGGUCGAGCUAAGCCGCAAGAUGGUCGAACAGGACCGACUCGAGAAGGAGGAGUUGAAGAAGCGAUUCGACGAGGCCGGCGGCAUCCAAGGCACUCUCGACCGCAUCGCUGACGAGGCGACUCACCGCGACGAUCAAGAUGACGACUUUGGCAGCCAGGACGAGCGCGAAGCAGAGUCAAGAGCACUGGAGCAAGACUUUUCCAAGAUUGUUCGCGUCACUGAUCCUUCUGCUGCCGCCUGA
Messenger RNA from Sporisorium graminicola, 1110 nucleotides. RefSeq lists its product as uncharacterized. Gene Ontology annotation, biological process: maturation of SSU-rRNA. The record is from RefSeq and is a predicted model, not a curated record. Gene Ontology annotation, molecular function: rRNA small subunit aminocarboxypropyltransferase activity. Bases 1 to 1110 code for a protein of 369 amino acids. NCBI's taxonomy places the organism in Eukaryota, Fungi, Basidiomycota, Ustilaginomycetes, Ustilaginales, Ustilaginaceae. The transcript has a single exon.